This is a messenger RNA of Protopolystoma xenopodis, 1143 nucleotides long. NCBI's taxonomy places the organism in Eukaryota, Metazoa, Platyhelminthes, Monogenea, Polystomatidea, Polystomatidae. The record is from the annotation of a GenBank genome assembly.
AUGACUCCCACUUAUCAAAAGGUCAACUUGGAGCCCCACCCAGUUAACUUAUCCAGCAACUCAACUAAGGCAAUGCCCUAUUUUCCAAGUUCUGAGCUGCGUGGAUUUACUUUGGGAGGUCAUGGUACUUGCGCUGGUACCUCAAUUCCCAUCGGCCGUCACACCUUCGGGCCAUCGGUCUCAGGUAUGGCUCCUCGUGUUUCUGCUCUUGAAUGUCUCUUUUCGGAUGCCCAUCGGGCGCUAACGACACCUGCUUCCUCACCCAUAGCACUGACGGGCCUGGCAUCUGUAUCUGAGGCGUCUAUUAGUGAAGCUAUUACUUCUAAACCUCACGCUUUUACAGACUCUUCCAGUCAUAAUCAAAGCAAAAUUCUAAGAUCAGGCGCUCCCACCACAUGCACAUCUGGUAUGCAAUCUUAUCCUCGACAGCACCUUCCAACUCUAAGCACUGUUAGUGCCAUCACUGAUGUCAUGUCAUCUACAUCGACAAUGAAUGCUACAGGAACUGUUGCCUACAGCAUGGCUAAUAGUCGAUGCACAAAACCACUGAAAUACACUGGCUCUUCUAGUGAUUCGUCUACUUACAUACAACCAGCCAAGUCACCCGGUCAUUUCCAACUAUCUCCUAAUGUCAAUUCGGCUUCACCUGCUGCAUUCCAUUCACGUCUCUCCUCCUCUUUGCAGCCCCAAGCUGAGAAUGUGAUUAAUGCAGUUAGUACUUCGAAUUCAUUGCAACCUAUACUAAUGCCCUCAUCGCAGGCGCCUCAAAUACAUUCGAGGCUACAAAACCAAGCCUCGCAAAGUACUCAACCCGAAAAAAAAGUAGCUCCAGAUUUUUCUUCUUCAGAUUUCCUCUCCGCUAGCCUGCUUAGUUCCCCACGCUGCGGUUACGAUUACCUUGGAAAUCCUCAGGCUGGCACUCGUCUGGCUCAUUUGCCUGCGCCCUUGGCCUCGGGUAUAGGAACUCUACCUCGAACUCAUCAUCAUUAUCAACAUAGUCCUAAACAGCAGCAAUCGCAAGGUUUGGGCUACUCAAUUACCGACCGGCGUCUCUAUGAACCCCAUUCCGAUGCUUUCAGACCCCGGUUGUCCUCACAACUUGAGGCUCCUAUUCGAGGGCAGCAGAUGCCUACAGCGGCUGGU